GCAUGGUGCCUCAGCAAUACGACAUGUUGGCAGUCAACUUUCAGACAAAGGCUCAUCAGAUGUCCUGAACACCACUCUGGGAGUAUGUACACAUCUCUUCUCUCCGGUCUCGAUCCUCACCUAGAUAUAACACUGACACUGAACGACUGCCAGUUCCAAAAGAUCUUCGUCAUCAACCUCCCCGAGCGAACCGACCGUCGCGAUGCCAUGACCCUCGCCGCUGCCCUUACCAACCUCCAAAUCACAUGGGCCAAAGGCGUCCCCGGGACUGACGUUCCAGACAAAGUCAUACCAGGUGAAGACUGGGAAAAGUCCAUCUUGCGCGGCAACAAGGGCUCAUGGCGCGCGCACAUGAACGUUCUCAACACCAUCAUUGACCACAACCUCACCAGCGCCCUGAUACUCGAAGACGAUGCUGACUGGGAUAUUCGUCUCAAGUCCCAACUGCAAGUCUUUGCUCGAGCAGCUCAGCCCUUUACCGUGAACACACACCAAGCCGCCACAGUGACAGACCCAGACAAGAUCAUCAACGUCCCCAUCACCUCCAUCCCUUCCCUUCCCAACCAAGCCUCCUCAUCACCCUACGGCAACAACUGGGACGCCCUCUGGCUAGGCCACUGCGGCACCAACUUGCCCACCUCCACCACUCUCACCACCGCUCCAACCAACACCUCCCUGCUUCGCGUAACUAUUUUCAACGACCUCACCGUUCCCAACCCGCAAUACCUUAAAGCGCACCCUUUUGCCCUCCAAGACCAACUCGCCGAGCUCUACCCGCCUCACACGCGCGUCGUGCACCCUUCCAGCGGGACAAUCUGAGAGCUGGCAGCAGAUACUCCGGGAUCAGAAAAGCGCAUCUAAAAGUCAUUCAU
Messenger RNA from Neurospora tetrasperma FGSC 2508, 872 nucleotides. RefSeq lists its product as uncharacterized. Lineage: Eukaryota; Fungi; Ascomycota; Sordariomycetes; Sordariales; Sordariaceae. The record is from RefSeq and is a predicted model, not a curated record. The transcript is spliced from 2 exons. Bases 85 to 819 code for a protein of 244 amino acids.